AUGGUGAAAUAUUCAAGAAAGAUCAGAUAGAGAAGUAGAAAAUAUGAUAAGAUUACAUAAGAAGAAAGAGAAUAAAUAGUAAAAAUGAAAGUAAAUGGUUCAACUUGUAGAGAAAUAAGUGAACUGAUGAAAAAAAAUAUUAAAACUAUAUAAUCAAUAAAAUCGAUUGAGAAGAAAUCUGAAUAUGCUGAUUUGAAGAAAGCUUUGAUCGAUUACGGAUUCUAACAAAUAAUGGAAAUGUAAAGUUUGGAUAAAACGAAUUUGAAAAUCAUAGGGAAGUAGGCAAAUAAGCUUAUCAAAGAGUAGUUGGAAGAGCAGACAUCAAAGUUUUGGAAUCUAAUUCCAGAAUAAAAAAAGUUCUCCAAUAAGAGAAGAAUUAUAUAAUAAAUAAUAUUAAACAUAGUUGAGAAGGUUCAAAAUACAAAUUAAAAAAUGAAUGACAGUCAAUAAACAACCAUAAUCACAAAGGAAGAGUUCGAAGAGAAAAAGGCUGAGGUUCCCAGUAAUAUAUAUGAAUAACCAAUCCCACUCCAUUUAACAAAGGCAUAUUAUUAUCUGAUGUCUUUGUUAAUAUCACACAAAAAUAACUAUGCAUUUCUAUAAUGA
Molecule: messenger RNA, 606 nt
Organism: Paramecium tetraurelia
Lineage: Eukaryota; Ciliophora; Oligohymenophorea; Peniculida; Parameciidae
Exons: 2
Source: RefSeq, a predicted model, not a curated record